Ctenocephalides felis (cat flea) is the source of this 1260-nucleotide messenger RNA. Its product is annotated as glutathione S-transferase-like. Bases 171 to 782 code for a protein of 203 amino acids. The transcript is spliced from 5 exons. Gene Ontology annotation, molecular function: glutathione transferase activity. Gene Ontology annotation, biological process: glutathione metabolic process. NCBI's taxonomy places the organism in Eukaryota, Metazoa, Arthropoda, Insecta, Siphonaptera, Pulicidae. The record is from RefSeq and is a predicted model, not a curated record.
GUAUCUGCCUGUGAAAUAUCUGCUAUCUCAUCGAGUUUGUUAGUUUAUAUAAAGGAGGAGCGGGUCCACCGUUCGCAGUUCCUGUCUAACAAUUGUACGUACGGUUCGCGAGUGCUCAGCUCGAAUAAUUUCAGGCAAUUUCAGUAUUAUCACCCAAAAGUUAAUUUAAAAUGCCGACAUACAAGUUGACAUACUUCAACGUUAAGGCUUUGGCUGAACCAUUGCGCUUGUUGUUGUCUUAUGGAGGAGCCGAUUUUGAAGACGUCAGGUUGGAGAAGGAAAACUGGCCAGCAGUUAAAAACACAUUCCCAUUCGGACAAGUCCCAGUUUUGGAAAUCGACGGUAAACAAAUAAACCAAAGCUUGGCAAUUGCUCGGUAUCUUGGCAAACAAUUCAACUUGGGAGGCAAAGAUGCCUUAGAAGAUUUGGAAAUUGAUGCCAUCGUUGAUUCAAUGAACGAUUUCAGACUAAAGGCUGCUGUCGUUAUUUAUGAACAAGAUGAAGCAGUGAAAGCCAAGAAAGUCGAACAAUUGACCAAAGAAGUAGUACCAUUCUACUUUGAAAAAUUCGAGGCUAUCGCCAAAAAGAACAAUGGACAUUUAGCUUUGGGAAAAUUGACCUGGGCAGAUUUCGUGCUGGCUGGUCAAUUCGAAGCAUGGAACUUUAUGGCCCGCACUGAUUUAUUCGCCAACACCCCCUCAUUGAAGGCUGUUAUCAACAAUGUACUGUCCCUCCCCAAAGUCAAGGAAUGGGUUGCCAAACGUCCGGCCACUGACUUGUAAAACUUAAGCACAUUUUCAAUUCGACGUACAAAAUUUUAGUUGAAAUCAAAGUAUUAUACAUAAUUAAUUAAUAACAUUUACUAAUAAAUGUAGCAAAGUGUAUUGCUGUUAGAACCUAAAAAUGUGAAAUAUUUUUUUAAAUAAACCAGUGAUUCAAAAAUUAGUAUUAAUCAGAUACCUGCAAAAUAUGUAAAUAGAUAUUUAUAUACACCUAAAGCAAUAGUAUUUCAGAUGGCGACAGAUAUAACAGUAAACGAAAAAGUUUUUUAUUCAUCCAAUUAUUUAAAAAAAAUGAAAUUAUUUUUAUUAAGUUUAAUUGUUUGAAAUAAAUAAAUAAUUCAAUUUCACAAAAAUUUGUCUGGUUUAAUGCCGGCAUAAAAAACUUUUUUGUUUACUAUUAGUUUCAUAGCAAAUUAGUUAUUUUAAAAACAAGAUGAAUAAAUAUGUUAACCAUAUAAUAUAUUUCACACGUAUUGAA